This is a messenger RNA of Ailuropoda melanoleuca (giant panda), 4785 nucleotides long. It is a transcript of the gene AOX1, whose product is annotated as aldehyde oxidase 1. Gene Ontology annotation, molecular function: 2 iron, 2 sulfur cluster binding; NAD binding; molybdopterin cofactor binding. The transcript has 35 exons. Bases 215 to 4234 code for a protein of 1339 amino acids. NCBI's taxonomy places the organism in Eukaryota, Metazoa, Chordata, Mammalia, Carnivora, Ursidae. The record is from RefSeq and is a predicted model, not a curated record.
CGGGGAGUCGGCGCGAGGAGGGGAGGGUCCGUCCAAUGAUCUCCGCGCGGCCGGAGCGCUCGCGUGACGUCCUGGGAUCCGCGCAAGCUUUCGCCGCGAGGCGCACGGAAUUUUGGGUCUUAAGCGGGGCUUUCUCCCUGGGACUUGGCUGCCGGGUAGGCUCCGGCGGCAGCGUAGUCGGCGACUCCGGGGCCGGGCGGCGGGCCGCGCCAGCAUGGACCGGGCGGCGGAGCUGCUCUUCUACGUGAACGGCCGCAAGGUGAUAGAAAAAAAUGUUGAUCCUGAAACAAUGCUGUUACCAUAUCUGAGGAAGAAGCUUCGACUCACAGGCACUAAGUAUGGCUGUGGAACGGGAGGCUGUGGUGCUUGCACAGUGAUGAUAUCACGAUAUAACCCCACUAUCAAGAGGAUAAGCCAUCAUGCAGCCAACGCCUGCCUGAUCCCCAUCUGCUCUCUGUACGGGGCUGCUGUCACCACAAUAGAAGGCAUAGGAAGCACCAAGGCCAGGAUUCAUCCCGUUCAGGAGAGGAUCGCCAAGUGUCAUGGCACACAGUGUGGGUUCUGCACCCCUGGGAUGGUGAUGUCCAUCUACACAUUGCUGAGGAACCAUCCAGAACCUUCUCUGGAGCAGCUAAUUGAUGCUCUUGGUGGUAACCUAUGUCGUUGCACUGGAUAUAGGCCCAUAAUUGAUGCAUGCAAGACUUUCUGUAAAACUUCUGGCUGCUGUCAAAGUAGAGAAAAUGGGGUUUGCUAUUUGGAUCAAGGAAUAAAUGAAUUACCAGAAUUUGAAGAAGUAAAUAAGAUAAGUCUAAAACUCUUCUCAGAAGAGGAGUUUCUGCCAUUGGAUCCAACUCAAGAAUUGAUAUUUCCUCCAGAGCUAAUGAUAAUGGCUGAGAAACAACCACAAAGGACUAGGAUUUUUGGUGGUGAUAGAAUGACAUGGAUUUCACCAACGACCCUGACGGCACUUCUGGAAGCUAAAUUCAAGUAUCCUCAGGCCCCUGUUGUCAUGGGGAACACCUCUGUAGGGCCUGAAAUGAAAUUAAAGGGUGUCUUUCACCCAGUUAUAAUUUCUCCUGAUGGAAUUGAAGAACUGAAUUUUGCAAACUGUUCACAUAAUGAGCUGACCUUAGGUGCUGGCCUCAGCCUGACUCAGGUGCAGUACAUCUUGGGUGAAGUAAUCCAGAACCUCCCAGAGGAGAAGACACGGAUGUACUGUGCUCUCUUGAAGCAUUUGACAACUCUGGCUGGAUCUCAGAUCAGGAACAUGGCUUCUUUAGGGGGCCAUAUCGUGAGCAGGCACCUAGAUUCAGAUCUGAAUCCCCUGCUGGCUGUGGGCAACUGUACCCUCAACUUGCUAUCAAAAAAAGGAAAACGACAGGUUCCUUUAAAUGAGGAGUUUCUCAGAAGGUGCCCCAGCGCAGAUCUGAAGCCUGAGGAGAUCUUGAUCUCAGUGAAAAUACUCCACUCGAGGAAGUGGGAAUUUGUGUCAGGCUUUCGACAAGCCCAGCGGCAACAGAAUGCACUCGCCGUAGUCAAUUCGGGAAUGAGAGUCUUUUUUGGAGAAGGGGGUGACAUCAUCAGAGAGUUAUCCAUCUCAUACGGAGGCGUUGGCCCAACCACUGUCUGUGCAAAGAAUUCCUGCCGGAAGCUCAUCGGAAGGCCCUGGAAUGAGGAGAUGCUGGACGCAGCUUGCAGGCUGGUUCUGGAUGAAGUUACCCUUCCAGGCUCAGCUCCGGGUGGGAGGGUGGAGUUCAAGAGGACUCUCAUCGUCAGCUUCCUCUUCAAGUUCUACCUGGAAGUGUCGCAGAUUCUGAAGAGGAUGGGCCCUGUUCGCUCUCCUGGCCUUGCAGACAAGUGUAAGAGUGCUUUCGAAGAUCUUCAUUCCCGGCAUCACUGCAGUACGUUAAAGUACGAGCAGAAUGUAGACUCAAAGAAGCAUCCUCAAGACCCAAUUGGCCAACCCAUCAUGCAUCUGUCUGGUAUUAAGCAUGCCACGGGUGAAGCCAUCUACUGUGACGACAUGCCUACAGUGGACCGGGAACUUUUCUUGUCCUUUGUGACAAGUUCAAGAGCUCAUGCUAAGAUUGUGUCUAUUGAUUUGUCAGAAGCUCUCAGCCUGCCUGGUGUGGUGGACAUUGUGACUGAGGAACAUCUUCGUGGUGUGAACUCCUUCUGCAUUUUAACCGAACCGGAGAAACUUCUGAGGACAGAGGAGGUGUCCUGUGUGGGCCAGCUUGUCUGUGCUGUGAUCGCAGAGUCCGAGGUUCAGGCAAAGCAAGCGGCCAAGCGAGUGAAGGUUGUCUACCAAGAUUUGCAGCCACUGAUCCUGACAAUUGAGGAAGCCAUACAGCACAACUCCUUCUUCGAAACAGAGAGGAAACUGGAAUAUGGAAAUGUGGAUGAAGCAUUUAAAGUGGUUGAUCACAUUCUAGAAGGUGAAAUACAUAUAGGAGGUCAAGAACAUUUUUAUAUGGAAACCCAAAGCAUGCUUGUUGUUCCCAAAGGAGAGGAUCAAGAAAUCGAUGUCUAUGUUUCUACACAAUUUCCCAAAUACAUACAGGACAUAGUUGCUUCGACCUUGAAGCUCCCAGCUAACAAGGUCAUGUGUCACGUAAAGCGUGUUGGUGGGGCUUUUGGAGGGAAGACCUAUAAAACCGGCAUCAUGGCAGCCAUCACCGCAUUUGCCGCCAACAAACAUGGUCGUGCAGUCCGCUGCGUUCUGGAGAGAGGAGAAGACAUGUUAAUCACUGGAGGCCGCCAUCCUUACCUUGGGAAGUACAAAGCUGGGUUCAUGAACGAUGGCAGAAUCUUGGCCCUGGAUAUGCAGCAUUAUAGCAAUGGAGGCGCCUCCCUGGAUGAGUCAUUACUUGUGAUAGAAAUGGGACUUCUGAAGAUGGAAAAUGCUUACAAGUUUCCCAACCUGCGCUGCCGGGCGUGGGCGUGCAGAACCAACCUUCCAUCCAACACAGCUCUGCGUGGCUUUGGCUUUCCUCAGGCAGGGCUCAUCACUGAGUCCUGUAUCACCGAAGUGGCAGCCAGGUGUGGUUUGGCCCCUGAGAAGGUCCGAAUGAUAAACAUGUACAAGGAAAUUGAUCAAACACCCUACAAACAAGAGAUUAAUGCCAAGAACCUGAUUCAGUGUUGGAAAGAAUGUAUGGACAUGUCUUCCUACUCCCUGAGGAAAGCGGCUGUAGAAAAAUUCAAUUCGGAGAAUUAUUGGAAGAAAAAGGGGCUGGCUGUGGUCCCCCUGAAGUUUCCUGUUGGUUUAGGCUCAGUCGCUGCUGGUCAGGCUGCUGCCUUGGUUCACAUUUACCUGGAUGGGUCUGUGCUGGUGACGCAUGGUGGGAUUGAAAUGGGUCAGGGCGUCCACACGAAAAUGAUUCAGGUGGUUAGUCGUGAAUUAAGGCUGCCGAUGUCUAGCAUCCACCUGCGUGGGACAAGCACAGAAACCGUCCCUAACACAAACAUCUCUGGAGGGUCCACGGUGGCGGAUCUCAACGGGUUGGCAGUAAAGGAUGCUUGUCAGACUCUUCUAAAACGCCUUGAACCCAUCAUCAGCAAGAAUCCUCAAGGCACUUGGAAGGAUUGGGCACAAGCUGCUUUUGAUGAAAGCAUUAGUCUUUCAGCUACUGGAUACUUCAGGGGCUACGAGUCCAACAUGAGCUGGGAGACAGGCGAAGGCCAUCCUUUUGAAUAUUUUGUGUAUGGAGCUGCCUGUUCCGAGGUUGAAAUAGACUGCCUGACGGGCGCUCAUAAGAACAUCAGAACAGACAUGGUCAUGGAUGUUGGCUGCAGCAUAAAUCCAGCCCUUGACAUAGGCCAGAUCGAAGGUGCAUUUACUCAAGGCGUGGGGCUUUAUACAGUAGAGGAGCUGCAUUAUUCUCCUCAGGGUGUCCUGUACACUCGUGGUCCGAACCAAUAUAAAAUCCCUGCCAUCUGUGACAUGCCCACCGAGCUGCAUAUUUCUUUAUUGCCUCCGUCUCAAAGCUCAAAUACCCUGUAUUCAUCGAAGGGUCUAGGAGAGUCUGGGAUAUUCCUGGGAUGUUCAGUGUUUUUUGCCAUUCAUGAUGCGGUGAAUGCAGCACGACAGGAGAGAGGCCUGUUUGGACCAUUGAAGCUCAAUAGUCCCCUGACUCCAGAGAAGAUUAGAAUGGCCUGUGAAGAUAAGUUCACAAAAAUGAUCCCAAAAGACAAACCUGGAUCCUAUGUUCCUUGGAAUGUACCCAUAUGAAUCAAAUACAAACUUCUGGGGAAAUGGGAUGACUCUUCCAACAUGGCAGUCUAUCCAGUCUUUAUGCUUUAAGAUGCUAGGUCUGAAAGAUAAAUGUUCAUAGUUUAGAAGUCAUUUCACAGAGUAUUGCCUUUAUAUGAUGCUGAUUUUAAAUGUUCCAUUUGGAUUUUGAUAGAUAUGCUUAAGCAAUUUAGAAAUCAUAUUUUAAAUAGCACAAAUACUAACUGUUUUCCUCUAGAAUGAUAUUCUCCAUUACUCUGUUUCUUAAAUCCAUCCAGCUGAAUGGAAUAGAAGAUGAUGAUUUGUAUGUGAUUCAUAUUUGGCUUGUAUCCACCAACAGAAAUUACACUGUCUAGUGAAAGGCAAUUUUCUAAAUAAUUUUAUUAGUAGUGUGAACUGUAAAGUUGUCAUUUUCUCAUAUGUCCCCAUCUGCUAUCAGCCUCCUUUUAUUGUCAGAAUGGAACCAGGCACUGUAUCCAAGCAUCUGUGGAACUAAAAAAAAAAAAAAAUUAAAAAAAAAAGGAUAAAUUAGACUUCAUCAAAACUAAAAA